Molecule: messenger RNA, 2230 nt
Organism: Styela clava
Lineage: Eukaryota; Metazoa; Chordata; Ascidiacea; Stolidobranchia; Styelidae
Source: RefSeq, a predicted model, not a curated record
CGAGUCUCCUGCGAUAUCUCGCUAUCAGUCUAAUUUUCUAUUUACAUUGUUAUCGCCCUCUAUCGAAUGACGGUAGUUUAAGGAAGUUAGCAUCAGUAGAAGUCGCAACGCUUGAAAACGGAUUGCGCAAUUGAAUAUGAUAACAGAUUUGAAUAUAUAAGGACUCACUAUAGAAACUGCCAGAAGCACAAUAUGACAUAAUUUAGUCGAGAUAUAAACGAUUGAAAAUUUCAUCCGAAGUUUAUCCGGUUUUACGGUAUUUAGCUGAUUUUUGUAUUUAUUAUAUGAACAUGGCCAGUGUUUGCAAAAUGUAAAAAAAUUGUUAGCAUUUCAUAGAUAUUCUGCAUUAUGGAAAAUUAUACAAAGAUAAUCAAAUCUACCAAGGAUGUCUGUGAUGAACACUUUUCAUCGGGACUCGAUUUGGAAGAGCAUAUGUUUUUGCACAAUCAUGGUGAAAAUCGUAAUGGCACAGAAGAUUUAAACCAAUAUCCAUCUGAUAACGAUGUGGGAACUAGUCAGCAUACCAACACCGGCGAGAAUUGUGGAAAGGUUAUCACAAAUAAAACUCGUUCACUAAGUGUUGAUGAAGAGAAUUCUGAUGUUCAUGCACAAUGUAGAAAAAGUGGUUUGGCUGUUCCAACUGGAAAAUGCGAUAAUAAGUUACAAACCAACAGGGGAGAUAAGCCAUAUGUUUGCCAACAAUGUCGAAAAAACUUAAAAUGGAAGAGAAAUUCAUGUAUGAAUACGAGAAAUCAUACUGGAGAGAAACGUUAUGUUUGUAAACAAUGCGGAAAGAGUUUUUCACAAAUAUUUAGUUUACGAUUGCAUGAACGAACUCAUACUAAAGAGAAACCUCAUGUUUGUGAACAAUGUGGAAAGAGUUUCUCGUAUAUAUCCAAUUUACGUGUGCCUGAGCGAACUCAUACAGGUGACAGGCCUUGUAUUUGUUAACAAUGUGGAAGAAGUUUUUCACAAUCAUCUAAUUUACAUAGGCAUGAACGAACCCAUACUAAAGAGAAACCUUAUGUUUGUAAACAAUUUGGGAAGCGUUUUUCACAAUUAUCCAGUUUACGUGUGCAUGAGCGAACCCAUACUAAAGAGAAACCAUAUGUUUGUAAACGAUGUGGAAAGGGUUUUUUACGAUUAUCUGAUUUAAAAAGUCAUGAACGAACUCAUACCGGAGAGAAACCUUAUGUUUGUAAACAAUGUGGAAAAUUUUUUUCACAAUUAUUCAAUUUACAAAUGCAUGAACGAACUCAUAGCGGAGAGAAACCCCAUGUUUGUAAACAAUGUGGAAAGGGUUUUUCACAGUUAUCCAAUUUAAAUAGGCAUGAACGAAUUCAUACUGAUGAGAAACCUUAUGUUUGUAAACAAUGUGGAAAAAUUUUUUCACAAUUAUUCAAUUUACAAAUGCAUGAAUGAACUCAUAGCGGAGCGAAACCCCAUGUUUGUAAACAAUGUGAAAAGGGUUUUUCACGAUUAUCUGAUUUAAAAAGGCAUGAACGAACUCAUACCGGAGAGAAACCUUAUGUUUGUAAACAAUGUGGAAAGGGGUUUUCACAAAUAUUCAGUUUACAAAUGCAUGAGCGAACUCAUAUCGGAGUGAAACCUCAUGUUUGUAAACAAUGUGGAAAGGGUUUUUCACAAUUAUCCAAUUUACGUAGUCAUGAGCGAAGUCAUACAAGGUAACAAGCCUUUUAUUUGUAAUAAAUGUGGAAAGUGUUUUUCACAAUUAUCUACUUUACAUGUGCAUGAACGAACUCAUAAUGGAGAGAAACAUGUUCGUAAACGAUGUGGAAAGAGUUUUCCGUAUUCCUGUGAAUGAUGCAAUAAAGUUUUUCAAAGUCACAUUAUUCACAGGUGCAUAAAAAAAGCGGUCUAUCAUCCGCUCUGCAUGAAUGAACUGGAACUGGAGAAAACCUCAUGUUUGUAACCAAUGUGGAAAGUUUUUUGCAAUUAUCUCGUUUAUAUAGACAUGAACAAACUCAUUCCGCAUACUUGAUAUCAGUGCGUGCCUUUUUUUUAUCAUUUCGCAGAUGUUUUUGUGUAAUUGUCCUGUUUUUAUGUACACGAGCAAUUGGAGCAAAGUCAUACGGAAGAGAAAUCUUACAUUUAUAAACAAUAUGUAAAGCAUUUCAUCACUAUUAUACAAUUAAAGAUAAUUAUCUAUUCUUGUUAUAAGUAUCAUACAUGGGAGCAAUACAGAAAGGACAAUACGUUGUAAACAGCA